AUGGAAUCCAGAGACAUUAUUGCCAACGUGGGAGGCAGUAGUAGUGAGGGUGCUGGCUCUAAGGCUGGCAGUGACUCUACUAGUGUAUUGCAAGAUUUCGCACAGCAGCUUAUGGCUGAGGUAGUGCGAACGAAUAGAGGUCAGGACUAUCCUUCGACUGAAAUGGGUUGCUCCAUUGAUCAAUUCACUAGGUUGAAGCCUUCAGUUUUCAUAGGAAGUGUAGAUCCAGUUCGUGCUAAGAAUUGCAUCCAGGAGAUUGAGAAGAUCCUGGAUGUUUUAAACUGCACGGAGAAGCAGAAGGUAACCUUUGCAAUGUUCAAGUUGUCAGGGGAGGUAGAGAGAUGGUGGGUGUCAGUUAAGAAGAUGGAGGAGCAUCGACCGAUACCAGCAGCGAUGACGUGGGCUCGUUUCAAAGAGCUAUUCUUUGAAUGGUAUUUUUCGGCCAUGGUCAGAAAUGCAAAGAUGGAGAAAUUUAUGAAUAUGAUGCAGGAGUUGCUGACGGUUGCUACCCUGGUUGACAAGGCCACUGUGGUAAAGGAGAGUUUGCUUGAGGACGCAGAGGUUCAGGUCCCAAAGAAGAGGCCAAUGCCUCCCAGUUCUUCAUCCGGGGCAAAGCAAGUGUUGGAUGACUACGGGCGCUUGCAUGCAGGAAACAGUGGAGCCCCACAACAGCCAUACAGAGGAAAUGCUCAGGCGCAGCAUGGUGGUCAACAAGGGGGUACCACCCAGGCUAGGGUGUACUCUCUGACUCCAAGCGAUGCAGAGAAUGCCGGUGAUGUAGUCACAUAUAUCAUUUACAUGCUUUCUCAUAAAGUUGUUGUAUUCUUUGAUUCCAAGGCAACGCAUUCUUUUGUUUCCUGUGAAUUUGUUAAACUAUGUGGAUUGGGGUUCCAACUGUUAGAUUAUGAACUGGUGGAGGCUACACCGUAUGGGUCUGUGGUCGGGUGUGGCAAGGUAGUUUGUGACUUCCUGGUUGAAAUUCAAGGGAGGGUACUACCAGUUGACCUUGUGGUGUAUGACAUGUAUGGCUUUGACAUCAUCUUAGGGAUGGACUGGUUAUCGGCCAGUUAUGCCAAUAUUGAUUGCCACAGGAGGGAGGCUAAGAGGCUACUCCUUAAAGGGUGCCAGGGGUAUUUGGCAUUUGUGAAAGAUGCACUAGUUGAAGAACGUAAACUAGAGAUGAUUGCUAUAAUGCACAAGUUCCUUGACGUGUUUCCAGAGGACUUGCCAGGAUUAUCUCCAGACCAUGAAGUGGAAUUUGUUAUAGAGUUAACUCUAGAUAUGACACCAAUAUCAAAAGCUCCAUAUCUUCUGACUAUUCCAUCUGGGGAUGGCGGCUUUGUUAUCUAUAGUGACACCUCCAAAAAGGGUCUUGGUUAUGUUCUAAUGCAACAGGGCAGAGUAGUUACUUACGCUUCACGUCAACUCAAAGAUCUGAGCAGUGAGAGUUCAGCUUCAGAUCUGUAUGGAACUAGAAAUGUUGGGUUUGGAAAUAGUGGAAGGAAAUCAUCAGGUUGUUCUUUCCAGUUUGAUGGUACAACCGACCUUACAAGAAAGGAUCUGUGUAGCGCAGGAGAAGGAUCCAGAGUUGAUUGA
Malania oleifera is the source of this 1596-nucleotide messenger RNA. RefSeq lists its product as uncharacterized. The coding region runs from base 1 to 1596 and encodes 531 amino acids. The record is from RefSeq and is a predicted model, not a curated record. NCBI's taxonomy places the organism in Eukaryota, Viridiplantae, Streptophyta, Magnoliopsida, Santalales, Ximeniaceae. The transcript has 7 exons.